This is a messenger RNA of Oryzias melastigma (Indian medaka), 2317 nucleotides long. Its product is annotated as WASP actin nucleation promoting factor. Gene Ontology annotation, molecular function: actin binding. Gene Ontology annotation, biological process: actin filament organization. Bases 332 to 1918 code for a protein of 528 amino acids. Lineage: Eukaryota; Metazoa; Chordata; Actinopteri; Beloniformes; Adrianichthyidae. The transcript is spliced from 11 exons. The record is from RefSeq and is a predicted model, not a curated record.
CACCCAGAAUGUGUGUUUACUUUAUAAAUUUGAAUAUGCACAUCAGUGGAACAGCUACAUCUCGCCGCCUCUAUUAAAAAAAAUGGAAGUAACACGUUCAUUUAUGCCCAAGCGAAGAAGAAAAGUGGGGGUUAGAGAAGUGCGGUUGUUCAUUUCCUGCUUUGAGCUGCGUUCAAAACAGAGAAGAGAAACUUCCUUGAUUGCAAAGUUAACCGAAGAGGCCAUUCUGUCAGCGCACUGCAGCUGGGUCGCUUUUUUUAAUUUUUUUUUCUUUCUUUCAAGCGAGAUACAUGCUGAUUUCAGAUAAAGUGGAUCUUUUUUAAGAGGCAUCAUGAGCCGAGGAUCUAAAAGUAAGGGCGAGAGCAUCCGAAGCUCUUUGUUGAGCCAACAGGAGAAUGAGAAGCUGGACGAGCUGCUGGGAAGAAGAUGUGCAUCCAUGGCCACUGCAGUGGCUCAGCUGUACAUGGCUCUCCCUCACAGCCCAACCACGUGGAGCUUGCAGCACACCGGGGUGGUUUGCUUCGUCAAAGACAACCCCCAGCGCUCCUACUUCAUACGAAUGUUUGACAUGAAGGCAGAGAAACUGGUUUGGGAGCAGGAGCUGUACAACCAAAUCACUUACUCAACGCCACGCACGUUCUUUCACACCUUCACUGCAGAUGAUUGUCAAGUGGGCCUGAACUUCACAGACGAAGGGGAAGCAGAAGUUUUUCAGAAUGCCGUUGUGGAGAAAAUCAGUCAAAGAAACAACCGCCAAGAGAAGAAACAGCGCCCCCUACCGACGCCUGAUCGAGGUUCCUUACCUCCACUUCCCCCUGACAAAGCAGCUGGCAGCCAAGGUUCCUUUCACAUGGCAACAGUGGACAUCCAAAACCCAGACAUCCAGUCUUCACGUUAUCGCUCCAUGCCUCCCCCCCCUGCUGCUUCAGUUGUAGUUAUUAAUAAUAAGAAAGGCAAGAAGAACAAGAAGAAAGGUCCUAAGCUGUCCAAAGCAGACAUCGGAGCACCCAGCGGGUUUAAGCAUGUGUCGCAUGUUGGAUGGGACCCCAACAAUAUUGACCCUAAUCUGCUGAAGCUGUUCUCCCAGGCGGGCAUCAGUGAAGCUGACCUCAAGGAUGAGAAGACCUCCCAGCUCAUCUACAAUGUCAUUGAGGAGUCGGGGGGCAUGGAGGCUGUCCAGCAAGCGGCCAACAAAGCAGCUGCUGCACCUCCACCACCUCCACAUGGCAGACAGGGGGCCCUGCCUCCUCUACCCGGUUCUACCCCAGCCCCUCCGCCCCCUCGAGGUCGCUCCGGCCCUCUGCCACCCCUACCAGGUCAACCGCAGCGUGGGGGCCCGACCCCCAAUCCACCUCCAGCACGUGGAGGCCUGCCACCUCCGCCUCCAUCAAGUCGGGGGGGCCUGCCCCCACCCCCUCCGCAGGCGCCACCCUCCUCAAAACAGGGGGGCUCCUUCCCGGUGCCCUCCCACAGCAUGCCACCACCCCCACCGCCAUCAAACAAGCGCAGCAUGGGGGCUCCUCCCCCUGUCCCAUCAGCACCCACCAGAGGAGGUGGAGGGGGGGGCCCACCACCACCUCCACCACCCCCACCUCCACCUGCCCAAGUCUUCAUUCCUUCAGAUUUUCCUCCUCCUCCACCAAGUUUCGGAGCUUCAGAACCUGCACAGUCCGCUAGCGCAUCCUCCGGGGGAGGAGACAGCAGAGGGGCUCUGUUGGACCAGAUCAGACUAGGAAAAAGUCUCAGAAAGGUGGAGAACUCUGAACCAGCCUCACCUGCAGCUGCAGAACCAGCCCAGGGCAUUGUGGGUGCUCUCAUGUCGGUCAUGCAGAAGAGGAGUAAAGCCAUCCAUUCUUCCGAUGAAAGUGAAGACGAGGGAGGAGAUGAUGACGAUGACGAUGAAGAAUGGGACGACUGAUCUUGCAUUGGUGGUUUUUGUGUGUUCUUUGCUUUUUAUCUGUUACAUGCAAUGAAUCGUCACGGACACAUUUGUUGCAAACUGGACUGCGAUUCAUGUAUAUGUAUCUCACAUUGCCAAAAGUAUUCACUCUUUCAUUGAGAUAAUAAAAUGUAGGUGUCUCAGCCGUUACCAUGGCAACAGGUGUAAAAAGUCAUGAGAAAACAGAUCGUUCUCAGGUGUGGAGUGAAUUCAAGCAGUCCAAUGGCAGGUUGAUGCCUGUGCAACAAGAACAGUUGUAAAACUUUCAUACUGCAGCAUAUUAUGACCAAGUGGAUGCGAAUUGCAAAGGGGUAAAGGACUUCAUACCGGUGUGUGCAUAGGUUGACAAAUUUGUGCAUUACAGACUUCCAAAAUUCA